Gambusia affinis (western mosquitofish) is the source of this 834-nucleotide messenger RNA. RefSeq names its product polysaccharide biosynthesis domain containing 1 (gene pbdc1). The transcript is spliced from 6 exons. Gene Ontology annotation, cellular component: cytoplasm. NCBI's taxonomy places the organism in Eukaryota, Metazoa, Chordata, Actinopteri, Cyprinodontiformes, Poeciliidae. The record is from RefSeq and is a predicted model, not a curated record. The coding region runs from base 154 to 654 and encodes 166 amino acids.
UAACAGGACUACUUGUGGCAGCUUGAUGAAGACUGUUAUAAUAUAAAAAUAUUACACUGACCUAAUUUUCAGACAUUGUUUUAAAACUCGGGUUUUAUCCGGAGACAUGGAGUGAUACAUCUAGCCAUUAGACGAUCUUUGUUUGGAAAAACGAUGGCGUCGCAUGAGGGACUAUCAUCUCUGGGGGUGGAGGGAGCCUCGGCGGCUGCACACGCUCUGUCUCUGCCGGCGGAAGCUUACGGAAAUGACCCCCGACUUGAAGUCAUGUGGGCGAUGAAGGCCUACAACCACGCAGAGGUCUACUUCAACCUCAUCUCAUCCGUCGAUCCCAAGUUCCUGAAGCUGACGAAGGUGGACGACCAGAUCUACUCCAGUUUCAGAGAAACCUUCAAAGACCUGGACGUGAAGCGGCUGAAAGAGAAGGACCUGAAGUCAGACGAGGCCAAGCAGACCUGGCGCCCCUUCUGCAACCAGUUUGAGGGAGUCGUGGAGGACUUCAACUACGGCACCCUGCUGCGUCUGGACUGUGAGAAGGACUACAGCGAGGACAACACCAUAUUUGCCACCAGAGUCCAGUUCUUUGCUGUGGAGAUCGCCCGAAACAGAGAAGGCCACAACGACACAGUGUUCACAUCCAAACGAGCAAAGAGCUAGUCUCCAGUUCAACCAGCAUGGACCCAGUAUGGACCCAUCUCGCCCCGCUCGCCCUCACCAGAUGAACUGCAGGCGCUGAGCAGACAUCGCAUGUUGUCAGUCAGCUCAGUGCUGUUUUUAUAUUCCCUCUGAAGAUUUAUCCAGCGUUGGUGGUAAUUGGAAUAAAUAAGAAGCAGUUUA